Messenger RNA from Astrephomene gubernaculifera, 1141 nucleotides. Lineage: Eukaryota; Viridiplantae; Chlorophyta; Chlorophyceae; Chlamydomonadales; Astrephomenaceae. The record is from the annotation of a GenBank genome assembly.
GGUGCGGGGCGGCGGGCGGCCCUACCCGGUGCGGGGACUGCUGCAGGCGGACGGAAUGCUGGAUGAGCUCAUCCGGCACUGGUACGGCCUGGAGGCCACUGCCGCGGGUGUUAGCACUGGCUGGCGGGGGCUGGACGAGCUGUAUCGGGUCACUCCGGGGGAGCUGAGCAUCGUGACAGGUGUCCCCAACAGCGGCAAGUCUCACUGGCUGGACGCCCUGGCGGUGCGGCUGGCGGACAGUGCGGGGUGGCGCAUCGCGUUCGCCUCAUUCGAGAAGAGCGUCGUACGACACGCGCAGAACCUCAUCGAGCUGGCAGCACGCCAGCCCAUGUUCGACCCCCGCGGCCUGCCCUCCAUGCCCCCGGACGACUUCUUCGCCGCUCUGGACUUCGUGGACCGCCACUUCCUGCUCAUCCGCCACCCGGACAUGGCGGACGAGCCGCCGCCGCCCGCCGCACUCAGCUCCCUGGGCCCCGCACUGGGGGGGCCGGAGGGGGGGGCGCAGGCUGCAUGGGGGGCGGGAGCGGAUGGCGGCGGGGCGGAGGGAGGCGGGAAGGGGGAGGAGGAGGUGGAGGAUUGGCUGGCGGAGGCGAGGCAGCCCUGUACCAUUGAUUGGGUGCUGGGGAAGGCGACACAGGCGGUGCAGAGGUACGGCAUCCGCGGGCUGGUGAUCGACCCCUACAACGAGCUGGAGCAGCGGCGAGGCAGCAUGUCGGAAACCGAGUACGUCAGCUCCAUGCUCAGCAAGGUGAAGCGCUGGGCGCAGCGCUACCAGGUGCACGUGUGGCUGGUGGCUCACCCCAAGUCCAUGGAGGACUGGGACGGGUCGCCGCCCAGCAUGUACGACAUAUCGGGAUCGGCGCACUGGUACAACAAGGCGGACAUGGGCAUUGUCGUACACAGGUACACGCGUGUGGCCAUGGACGCGGCUCUCCGGCGACGUGCCGCCUCCUCGCGCCCCUCCGGCAAGCCGCUGCACUUCCCCUGGAGCGAGAAAGAGACGCUCAUCAAAGUGCUGAAGGCUCGCAACCGCACCAGCGGCACGCAGGGCGACUACACGCUGCUGUACGACAGCGCGCACUGCAGCUUCCGGGACCCCAGGGAGGAGGGGUGAAGGAUGAGGUCGAUAACGCGAUGGGGG